Messenger RNA from Hyaloperonospora brassicae, 4287 nucleotides. Lineage: Eukaryota; Oomycota; Peronosporomycetes; Peronosporales; Peronosporaceae. The record is from the annotation of a GenBank genome assembly.
AUGGACAAUGGAUACAACUGUACAAGUGCCAGUCACGCAAGUGAACGCGCAGGUGGGCUGCGCUUUGCGCAAGAUGCCGAGAAGCAGAAAGGCACAGAUAAGGAGGACGAGCAGCUCGAGUCGAUCGAGAUUGUGCCCUGGCGCAUGCGUGAGCGCAUGAAGACGAUGGACGUGGCUUUAGUGCUGUGUCUGAACAUUGGCACUGACCCUCCAGACGUGGAGAAAGCGACACCGUGUGCGCGUAAAGAGUGCUGGGUGGAUCCGUUCUCCAUGCCAGCGAAGAAAGCUAUCGAGACAAUUGGUAAUACGCUGCAGUCCCAGUAUGAACGAUGGCAGCCGCGUGCACGAUAUAAGCAGAGUUUGGAUCCAACCGUGGAGAAGAUUCGAGAGUUGUGUGUGAACCGACGACGCUUGGCCAAGCACGAUCGCGUGUUGUUCCACUACAAUGGACACGGGGUGCCUCGACCGACACAGAAUGGAGAGAUAUGGGUAUUUAACAAGAGCUACACGCAAUACAUCCCGCUGUUGGUGUAUGAUUUGCAGUCUUGGGUGGGGACGCCAUCGAUUUACGUGUUUGAUUGCUCGGCGGCAGCAGUGCUGCUGGGUCACUUUACGUCACCGCCAAUAAACCCCGCUCAAUUGCAUGGAAGAAAUGGAAGCCCGCCGGCAAACGAAGCCAUUGUGCUCGCUGCUUGUUCUGCUGAUGAAAUACUGCCGAUGAAUCCAGAACUCUGCGCAGACGUGUUUACCGCCUGUUUGACAACGCCGAUAACGAUUGCUUUGCGAUGGUUCAUCUCACAGAACGAGCUUUCGAUGGCGCACCUGGAUGCUGGCUUUAUUGAACGUAUUCCUGGGAAGCUUACGGAUCGGAAGACCCCUCUGGGAGAAUUGAAUUGGAUAUUCACGGCCAUCACUGAUACGAUCGCAUGGAACAUGCUUCCUCCCGAAUUGUUCCAGAAGUUGUUCCGACAGGAUUUACUCCUGGCAUCGCUUUUUCGCAACUUUCUACUUGCCGAGCGGAUCAUGAAGUCUGAGGGGUGUACCCCAUGCUCACUUCCGGCGCUACCACCAACGAGUCACCAUUCGCUAUGGCGAUCAUGGGACUUGGCUGCUGAAGUCUGUUUAAGCCAACUGUACAAGUUGUCAAAUCCAUACCCAAAUGUCGACAUAAGCUUCCAGCCCUCCCAAUUCUUUGCGGAUCAACUCACGGCGUUCGAAGUUUGGCUACAAUUUGGGUCCGUUGAGAACCCGCCGCCCCAGCAAUUGCCGAUGGUCCUCCAGGUGCUCCUGAGCCAGGUCCAUCGUCUUCGUGCACUCGUGCUAUUGAAGAAGUUUCUGGAUUUGGGAUCUUGGGCAGUAAACUUAGCACUUUCAGUUGGCAUCUUUCCAUACGUACUCAAGUUGCUCCAAUCUCCAGCAAGUGAGCUUCGUCAGGUGCUAGUUUUUAUCUGGGCAAAGAUAUUGGCCCUCGAUUUCAGCUGCCAGGUCGAUCUUGUGAAAGAUGACGGCCAUUCUUACUUUAUAUCGCACCUCGCAGCUGGUCUCCACAACGGUGGAGGAAGCCACAUUGCGUAUAGUGCAGCCGGGAGCGCAAUGCCAGGUGAUCAAAAAGUAAUGGCCGCCUUUAUCAUUUCGGUGAUCUGCAACGGCUACCUGCCUGGCCAGAAGAGCUGCUUGCAACAGUACUUGCACAAGAUUUGUAUUAAUUUUCUUCAGGAUCCUGAGGAAGAAGUGCGCAAGUGGGUUUGUUUGUGUAUGGCCAAAUUGUGGGAAAACUUUGACGACGCGAAGCGAAUUGCAGUAGAAGAUCAAGUUCCGCGGAUACUUGAUACUAAGCUGAGCGAUGAUCGUCCAGAGGUGCGUGCCGCCGCGGCAUACGCGCUUGGCACUUUGGUAGGCUUCCAGUACGAUCCUAACGUAAGUGGAAAGCAUGUCGACUCGAGUCGUCUCGAUGAUUUUCUCCGGCAACGAGCACACGAUGACAUCAUCGUAGCUUUAGCGCUACUACGGGGUUGUCAGGAUGGAUCUCCGCUGGUGCGAAAGGAGAGUGUGCUGGCGUUAGCAAACGCUAUCCUGCAUAAGUAUCAUCAGCCACGUUUUGAGUCCGUCGCCAAGCAUUAUAAGAACCAGCCACCGCGGGAUCCAGCAUCCCGUUCACUAGGCUAUGAACACCUUGCAACUGAGUUGGCUUCCCAAAGUGAUACUGAUACAAUAAGUGUGAAGGAGGGUACUGGUAGCGACACGCCGGUGGGCAAGUACUUACGUGGUGAGAUUGGAGGGGAUGCCAAACACUAUGCUCAGAUUUGGUACGUACUAAAGGAGAUGCAAUCGAGGGAUCCAUUUCCACCUGUGGUGGACGCUGUAAAAGCAAUUGUUAGCUUCGUGAAUGCAAGCAUCUUAAAAGCUGAGCAAGACCAGGUACUUGAAAAUAGUCAAGGUGGGAGUGCAUUGGCUUCUCCCGUUCGAAGUAUGAAUACGGAAAGUUUUUCGGUUGUGCGUUCGGAAAAAAGUGCUGGCGGCGUUCCUCCAUUUCGACGAGAGGGCUCACUAGCGGAUUUAUGCUAUACCCAAUCUCGACAGAGUAAAGAGCAACUAUCAGGAGGUGCCACCGCCGAAAAUGGCAUCCCUCCAGCAAACCCUAAGCCAGACAACUUGACCAGAAAUACAGGUGCACCGACAAAAGGAUUGCGUUCAGCCAUAUCAGUAGGCGAUUUCCACCAAUACCGAGAAAAGUUCCAGCAAAGUUCCGGGAACAUGUUGGACGCUGAGGCUGAUCGUCCCACACCAACAAUGAGCACAGGUAGCGAGAGGGGCCAAAGACGGCAGCUAGAUUCAGGUCUUUCACAGACGACGGUUCGCUACGGAGCUUCGACCAGUGGACUUUCUAACAAAGACAAUACGGCUUACCCAGUGCCCACCCCUGUCGCACUGGAUCUGUAUGGCCGUAAUGAGGACUUUCCAUCUAGUCUGGUGUCAACGUUCUACGAGCGACACAAAGCCCACUUCAAUGAACCGAUUUUGGAACCUGUGCAUGAAGACGAGGAUCCGUUGAGUGAGAAGGGAGCUGAAAGGUGGGACCGUUGCCGCCGCUACAAUCGCAUCCGGGAAGCAGCAAAGAAGCUUGCACCAGGCUUUGCUUCGCUUCAGGGCUCGGCGAAAUCACCGGCGACCCAGACGACUGAUUUAGGGCUGCGUGAUGCUAGCCCACUACAUCCUUCUCUUUGCUCCCCGAGCGAAUUUGAUGCUAGGCGCCGCGUCUCAGCUCAGGGUGGUGAAGAAGAAGUAAAGGGAUUCACGUUGAGCCUCCGUCAGCGUGCUGUAUUGAAUAGCGACGCAGAAAUGACGUCGCUGCUCCUUUUCCACCCGUAUGAAACGAUGCUCCUAGCUGCUGACGAGAAAGACCAGAUCUCGCUGUACAACUUCGAGGAGACGGAGACGAAGGUGCUGAGUUUUGGCAACAACAACCCGCCAGGGUCUCGUCUGACAUCACUGAAUUGGAUCAAUGAAACGGAGGAGAGUCUUCUGACGUGCGGCUCUGACGACGGUGUGAUCAAGAUUUACCACGGGCUGCACCGUCCUCAUCCGUCGAUAAGGACUCCCCGAUUGCUGUCAGCCUUUGUCGCUGUGCCUGAUCUUGUGCCCGGAACGCGCGGAUCAGGCCUUGUGAUGAACUGGCAGCAAGAUGCUGGUAUGAUGUAUGCUGGUGGUAACUCCAGCGUCCUGCGGGGAUGGGAUUUGCGCCAAGAAAAAUGCACGGUGUCUCUUUCUACUCAAACAGAUUCUUGCAUCACGAGUAUGACAAGUGAUGAGAGUGUUCCAGGAAUGGUGGUGGCUGGCUUUGGUGAUGGCAUCCUUCGGGUUUUUGACUCGCGAAGCAAGCCUGAUUAUGCUGUCAAGGUGGUAAUGAAGGAGCACGCCUCUUGGGUGGUGCAAACGCAUAUAUACCCAGGUGGCAAUGAGCUUCUCACGGGGUCCGUCACAGGUGAGCUGAAGUUUUGGGACAUGCGGUAUCCGAAGAAUAGCGUCAGGUCUCUCGAAGCACAUCGAUCCCCGAUGACCGCCCUCGCUGUUCAUGACUACGCUCCAAUAUUUGCCAGUGGGUCACACAAUCAAUUCAUUAAGGUCUUCCGAAGCGAUGGCGAGCAGUUGGCACUCAUUCGCUAUCACGAAGGUUUCCUGGGCGAGCGAAUCGGCCCUGUUUCAUGCUUAGCCUUCCAUCCACAUCGGCUGAUUCUGGCUGCAGGUGCAACCGACUCGGUGGUUGCUGUAUACUCGAGUGAUAAGUAA